AUUUAUUCCUUAUAUGAUUUAUUUAAUAAUUUUUGUUGCAGAUCUGUGUGUGGUUGUUCAGUCACUAUGUUUACAAAAGUACUACUUGCUGAAGCCUUUGCACUUACUCUGCAUCAACAGCUUGUCUUCAUCUUGUAAUAUUCCCUGACUUUAUUAUUGGCCUCUGGCCUCCAGAAGUUUAUUUCCUACUCUUCAGUUUCCUGUGCAAGUUUUCUGCAUUUUCUCACCUCUAACAGAUAUUGUUGUUGGUUUUCCUCUAAUUUUGUUGCUAUAGUUUUUAUUGUUGCACUCUCUUUUUCAUCUUUAUUAUGACUUUCAAGCCUCGUUACAAUUUGCUACUGAUGUUUGCAGACAUUUCCCUAAAUCUUGUUAAGGCAAAUUCUUAAACUUUUUUUUUCUUAACCUAACAUCCCCCUCCACCUUACACCCAGUUUUCUCAGCUCAGAGAAAUUGGCAGUUUGAGGGAGCAAAGAGCACAUGUCCUCACACUCUGAUCUGUUCUCUGCCUAUGUUCUUACAGGGGGUGUUGGACACUUUAAACCUGGCUGUGGUGGUCUCCAGGGUGCACAAAUGCAGCUCCCACUGCCUAAAGCUGUGAAUCUUUAGAGGAAAGAAUCAGCUGUGCAUGCAAGGGCCACGUGAUAUUUUUGGUUUAAGAAUGCUGAGUUUUAAUUUUUAGUUUGAGCAUUUAUUUGUCCUCUCCAGGUUUUAGGUUUAUGCAUUUUUUCAGCUUCUUUGUGUCCUUUGAAAUACUCUCUGUAUUUCCCAAGAACAAACAUUCUUUUCUGUGGUUAAAGCUUCAAACGACCAAGCCCAUACACGUUUAUGUAGUGUGUGUGUACAGUGUAUACAUACACAUUUACAUUAUCUGUGUGGGGUUGUGUGGUGUAUGCUGAGAGAACCUGAGUGUUUGUAUUCCAAAUAGAUCAGAAAAAUACAGAGUUAAUAACAUACUGGAGUAGUAGCAAAGUGAGUGUUACUCUCCUGUUGCUAAGUGAGAUGGACAGAUGUUACAAAGAGUACAAUUAAUACUCUGCUGAUGUCCCUAAGCCAGAAAGGUUUAAACAGAAUUAAAUUAUAUUUAAUUCCUGAGAAAUUAUAGGGUAGAAAUUAACCCAGAAUUAAAGACUCCAUGAAAACAGAAAGCAUUUGGCUAGUCUUAAUUGAACAAAACCUCUAUUAUAUUAUCCUAAAAAUGCUUGAAAAAUUAGCCCAGGACACAGACCUGUGUGCAGCAGUCUGAAACCACAGGAAAAGGAGACACUAUUGUGCAGGAAUUAGCUGAACACCAAAUGGGACCAACUGGAUCACUCCUCCAACAGCUCAAAGUAACCAUAUUUACCACCCCAAACUCAUGUUUUCCGUGUUUCUGAUGGCUAUGUAAGUCAGCAAUGUGGCUGACCUGCAUAAGACAUCCAUCAGAUCAGAUUCCAAACAGGAGUGAGGUGAUGGCCGGGAAGGGCACGUGUUCCCAGAGCCGCAGGCAGGGAGCUCAGGGAGGGGCUGACACGGAAUUGUGCCUUUGUCGACCUCUUCUCCCUCUUGCUCCCCCAAAUGUGAGAGCUUUCCCCCAUCUGGGGACAUUGUUUCAUUGGUGUCCAUGCAAUAUUUUGUUUCUCACUGUGCUCUGAGGAGUGGUUUUGUAAGUUUUUUUCCCUGUCAAUCAGUGUUCAGUGAAGUGCUUGUUGCUUCAAUAUUUGCUGAGCAGGUUCCAGGCCAGCCAAUCUCUGAGUGUGCUUUGCUUGAGCAGAUAAUUCAGGCUGUGCCUGAGCAGGCUGAGAGCAGUGGCUUUGAGUUCAGAUUUGUUGCUUCAUGGGCACUGCACAGACUCAGAGAACCCCAGAAUGGUUUGGGUUGGAAGGAACAUUAAAGCUCAUCCCAUCCCACCCCUGCCAUGGGCAGCGACACCUUCACUAUCCCAGGCUGCUCCAGCCUGGAGCACUUCCAGGGCUGGGACAGCCACAGGUCCAGCAUGUCCCAGCUGUGCCUGGUGAGGAGCAAGCAGAGUGAACCAGACCUCGUUAAACCUCAGCAAAACACAGGAGUAAAACUCAUCAGCUGUGAUUCUGGAGGACUCCAUAUCCAUGCCAGCCUUCCUGCCAUGGUCUUGCUGUCCUAUGGAGCAAUUAAAUUAAUCAAUAAUAACAACUUUUUAAAAGCACUGGUUAGUUUAAAAGCAUGAGGAGAGAAUGACUGUUAAUAUAAUUAGAUUUCCAGCUCCAGUUUCCAGGUUAGGAUAUUAUGGACACGUUUGUUCCUAUCACAUUUGCUUUGUGGUUCAGUAUGAAUUUUCAAUAGAUGACUUUGUGAUAAGAAAGCAGCAGUUCACAUGCAAUUAUAUAAACAGUAAGAUCAGCCUGGAAUUAGCCUGGAGAGUAUAAAGCACACACAGAGCUUGUGCUGGGUCACUGCCUCUCCCAGCUCAAGGCAGAAUCAGGUUCCUGUAAUACAGAAGAAUUCUGCUGACAAGAGGUUGGUCUUUCCAGACUGGUGUUGCAGCUACAGGGUAAACCAGCCUGUGUAAUGGAUGGCUUUGCUAUGAGAAAUUGGCAGCUGGAAGAGACUAGAGGGUGAUGUCCAGAUGUUGGUAGACGCUGUCAUUUAAAGUUUAUCAUUUAGAGGCUCUAGAGUAGCUCCUGAAAUUGUCUUGGGAGCUAAUCAAGGCUUUGUUCUCAGGAUCCACCCCGCAGGUCUGAGAAAUGAGGUCAGCUCAACAGACAGAUAAAGCAGGAUUCAUUGACUUGAACUAUUUGCUGAUGUUCUUUAUUGUAAUUUGCUUGAAUCUAUUAUUUAGUUCUUGGCUGUGUUCCCAUCUUAUCAUGCCUCUAAGCCACUGGAAAUUGAAAAAUCCAGUUUUAUGCCUGAUAUGCACACCCUUGUCUUUUUGUCUCUAACAUUUUAUAAGAUGAUUUCUUUAGAAAAUUGUUUUAAAGCAGUGAGAUUAUUUUAUUAUCUCUGCUUAAUUCUAGAGUUUAUGUUCUCUUACAUGUCACACUUUCAAAUCUUUCAGCGCCUCUUAUUUGUUCUGUGUCAGGAUUUUAUCACUCACUAGUGAGAAAUUCCAUGUAAUACGCUUUAGUGGGGGGAAGUGAAUUUGCUCUAUGUUGUUAACGGCCUCUUUGCCCUUGCUCUCUGUUUAAUGGUCAGUAUUAUUUCAAUAAGGACUGAGAUUGGAAAGAAAUUAUCAGCCUGUAGCUAGAAAUGUUAAGAUUACUCCAGGUGUGUGACUGUCCUGGCUGUUCCUGUCGCAUGCCAGGACAUGGCUGGAAGGCACAUCCCAUUUUACCUGUGGUUUGCUCUGUUUGUUUGUUCUUCCCCAUCCAGCAUGAGUCCCUUCUUUGUGAUGUCUCUCCUCUUUGGCCUGAUUUUUGGACAAACAGCAUCACUCUGUGCUCCUGCCGAGUACACAAUCCACGUGGAGAAGCGGGAAUGUGCCUAUUGCCUGGCCAUCAACACCACCAUCUGCGCUGGAUUCUGCAUGACUCGGGACAGCAAUGGCAAGAAGCUGCUUCUGAAGAGUGCUCUGUCCCAGAACGUGUGCACGUACAAGGAGAUGCUGUACCGGACAGCGCUGAUCCCGGGCUGCCCUCUCCACACCAUCCCCUACUACUCCUACCCCGUGGCUCUCAGCUGCAAGUGUGGCAAGUGCAACACUGACUACAGUGACUGUGUCCGUGAGAGGGUCAGGACAAACUACUGCACUAAGCCACAGAAGCUCUGUAACCUGUAAAGCUUUCAGUGGGAUGUGGGUGAAAUGUACUGCUCCGCUCGCACCUCAACGGAAAUAAAACUGUUUCAUAUUCGGUUUGCAAA
This is a messenger RNA of Passer domesticus (house sparrow), 3813 nucleotides long. RefSeq names its product thyroid stimulating hormone subunit beta (gene TSHB). Gene Ontology annotation, biological process: G protein-coupled receptor signaling pathway. Gene Ontology annotation, cellular component: cytoplasm; extracellular region. Gene Ontology annotation, molecular function: hormone activity. The record is from RefSeq and is a predicted model, not a curated record. The transcript is spliced from 2 exons. The coding region runs from base 3260 to 3730 and encodes 156 amino acids. Lineage: Eukaryota; Metazoa; Chordata; Aves; Passeriformes; Passeridae.